This is a messenger RNA of Xiphias gladius (swordfish), 3262 nucleotides long. RefSeq names its product folylpolyglutamate synthase (gene fpgs). Gene Ontology annotation, cellular component: cytosol; mitochondrion; cytoplasm. Gene Ontology annotation, molecular function: ATP binding; tetrahydrofolylpolyglutamate synthase activity. The record is from RefSeq and is a predicted model, not a curated record. Gene Ontology annotation, biological process: tetrahydrofolylpolyglutamate biosynthetic process. Lineage: Eukaryota; Metazoa; Chordata; Actinopteri; Istiophoriformes; Xiphiidae. The coding region runs from base 452 to 1942 and encodes 496 amino acids. The transcript is spliced from 17 exons.
UGCAGGUUGGCGGGCCUUUCAUUCAGAUAUUAUAGCACCAAGACGGCACCUCAUAUACCAGGCAUGGAGUACCAGCACCUGUCUCUUUAAGGACUCCCUUCAGAAAAGCCCAGUCUGCUCUGAUUCGUCAGUUGGGCAGCUGUAAACACUGCUGUAGCCACUGUGACAAUGGCGUAGAUUCUGCUAUACCAAUUCGACCCUGAGCUCAUCCUGAAAAUCAGGAAGAACAAGCCGAUAGACCCGAACCACCUUCACACCCAAGGCUGGAGCAGUACCUUUCACAUUGGUUCACUUAUGGAAACUGUGCCAGAAUGCCCAAGGAGUUGAAACUUUCUACUGCAAAGAAAAUCAAAGGGAUGCCAUUUGCACUCUGAACACCCUACAGACCAAUGCAAGUGCUCUGGAGCAGGUACGACGAGAGCGGAGCCACCCUCAGUUACAGCUCCAGGCCAUGAAAGGCUUCUUGGAGCGAGGCGGUCUCACAGUGGAGGAACUAGACCAUCUCAAUAUUAUUCAUGUGACAGGAACAAAGGGCAAGGGGUCAACAUGUGCAUUCACUGAGCAGAUUUUGAGAAGUUAUGGGUUCCGCACAGGAUUUUACAGUUCUCCACACUUGGUACAAGUCAGGGAGAGGAUUCGAAUAAAUGGACAGCCCAUUGGAAAAGAACUCUUCACUAAAUACUUCUGGCAGGUUUAUGGACGUCUUGAUGAAACUAAGGAUGCCAACGGAGGGACGAUGCCGGCAUAUUUCCGUUUCCUCACCAUCUUGGCCUUUCAUGUUUUUCUUCAGGAGAAGGUGGAUUUAGCUGUAAUUGAAGUUGGAAUUGGUGGAGCAUAUGACUGCACCAAUAUUAUAAGGAGGCCCUGGGUGUGUGGCAUCUCCUCUCUGGGUAUAGAUCACACUCAGAUUCUUGGAGACACCAUUGAAAAGAUCGCCUGGCAAAAAGGAGGCAUCUUAAAGCCAGGGGUUCCUGCCUUCACAGCCAAACAACCAGAAAAUGCAAUGGUUGUGCUCAAGGAUAGGGCAAAAGAGAUAGGAUGUCCUCUGUGGGUGUGUCCAGAGCUGGAGGAUUAUCAGGCAGACUGUGGACCUUUGCGUCUGGGUCUGGCAGGGUCGCACCAGCACUCCAAUGCCUCCCUGGCCCUCCAGCUGAGCCACACUUGGCUGCAGAAAAGAUGUCUAUCAGAUAUAAGCUUUCCUUCCACCAGUGUUGAGAACACAGGUGUACUUAAGGCGACUCCCUUCAAGCCCAGCCCCAUCAUGGUGAAAGGGCUGGCAGACACAGAGUGGCCUGGAAGGAAUCAGACUCUGAAACAUGGACCAGUCACCUACUUCUUAGAUGGAGCUCACACCAUGCGCAGUAUGCAGGCCUGUGUACACUGGUUCAAAGAGACUGCAGCCCAGCAUGAAAGGAAUGCAAGUGGACCUGUGGCCAGAGUUUUACUCUUCAAUGCUACAGGAGAGAGAGAUUCAGCAGCCAUGCUUAAACUACUGGUGGACUGUCAUUUUGACUUUGCUGUGUUCUGCCCAAACAUCACUGAAGCCAUCACUUCUUGUAAUGCAGACCAGCAGAACUUUAAUGUCUCUGUGGAGAACAUGUUGACUCGCUGCUUGGACAAUGAGAGGAGUUGGCGUCUCCAUCAUAGCAAGGGGGAUAACAAAGAUUUGCAGAUGUUCAUUGUGGACAGCCUACCCCUGGUCCCUGAAAAGAAGGCCGACACCCUGGUCUUUCCCUGCAUCUUCAGCGCCCUCCAGUGGAUAACCCAGGACAGGGAUUCAGUGCUGGCAGAUCAAGCCAAGAGAGUUGUAGCAGUUAAAUCCAGCAUCAUGGCCAAAGCUGCUCCACUCUGCGAUGCAGCCGAGAUCCACAUCCUAAUCACUGGGAGCCUCCACCUGGUGGGUGGAGCACUCAAACACCUUGACCCAGCUUUCUUCAAGUAAUUGGGAUCAUGUGAAAUUAUUGACUUCAUACUGUUUAAAUAAUAAACUGGUGCUCUGUUUAUAUAAAUUAACCUUCAUGGAAGAAAGGUUAUUUCUGUCUGUAUAGAUGAGAGUUUUGUAUUACUAGCUUUUUGUUUAGCUGGUUAUCUGGGUUUAGCUAGUCCAUUCAGGUAUUGUUGUUGUUUUGGUAGCUUACUUACAGUAGCUGAUACUAACAGUCAGUAGUUUGGCCCAAGCCAGUUCCAGGCCUCAAAACAGACCCAGCUUCACACAGAGCCUUUGAGAUGACCGCACGAACAUGUGGGGCUCGUGUCUGUUGUCUUACUUGAAGCCAAAUGUGUUUACAUGAGUUGCAGGAGGGUACAUUCAUGUACACCAAAAUGUGAGUUGACUAAGCUGGAACUGUGUGUGCGCUUCUGUGAUCACUGAUGAUACCUUGAUGAACUGGAGUGGUAUAAUUGUUAUUAGAUAUAUUACAUUUAUACAAAACACUGCAGAUUAAUAGCCACCAGAAAGUGCUACAUGGACAACAUGGAGUUAUGAGUUUUUCAGUUUUUACAUAGCUGACAAACACUUUACUAUCAUCUUCUUUUUUUUAAUGUAAACCAUUUUGCACAGUUUCUUUUUUUUGUCAGUAUUUGUCCUUAUGUGCUUCAUACACAUGGCCUACUCAUUUCUUUGUUGUAGAUGUGUAUAUUUUAACACGUGUUGACAUCAAGUGAAUUCAUGUAACUGACAAUCAAAUUUAGUGUAAUCUGUUUUACACUGGAAUUAUAUUUAGGUGAUCCUUAAUUUAAUUUGCAUCAUCUGAAUGUAAUACAUGCAGUUAUUGUAUUCAUGUAUAAUGGUGAAAGAUGUUGUAAAUGUAUAAAAUACACUUGGGUCAUCUGGGUCUUAAUGUUGUCGUGUUGCUCCAUCCAGUGAAGCAGAUCUAUUAGAGUCAUCAGCUUCAUAGGUGGUUCAGCCAGUACCUUCACCCUGUAACCACUAAUAAGUUUUAAAUUCAGUUUUGGUAUAAAAUAAACUACACUAACUUUUUUUUUUUUUUUUUUUCAUGUUGACCCAUCAAGACAAUUAAAUGGAACUUGUCAUUGUAAGUUGUGAAGAUGAAAUCUGCUCACAUCUUAAAUAUGAAGUCCAUUUAAAAAAAAUGUAGAUAUGGAAAUUGUGUUAACCUUUUUUUUUUAAAAAAAUAUUUCAUGCAUUCUCCUUUGUGAGUCUUUUCUUGUGGAUAAAUCCCUCUGCUCACCAGAGACAAGAAGGCCUUAUAUUCUAACAGCACAUAUUUUAUAAUGGUAGACAUAUUCAUUGAUUUUUGGG